AUGUCUAAGCCCAGUGAGAGUCAAAGAGACCCCAGGCAACUCCAUCCACCUGACCAGUUGCCACCUCCUCAGCCCUACAGGCCAAGAAGGGUUCCGCCACGUUCCCCUCCUCUCCAUGGCUUCGUACUUAAUCCGCCUCCUCCUCUUCACUUUGGCCCAGGGCGAGUUCCAUCUCAGCCCUUUCCACUGGGACCUCCGCCCUUUCCAGGUUAUCCAAAUCCACCUUUCCAAUCAAGACCUUACCGUCCAAGACUUAUUAGGGGGCCAAAACGCCCAUGUUCCCCAUUUCCUGCACAUCCUACUAUUUCUAACCCUAAACCCCAAAUACAAACAACCACCGCCGCUGCAACAAUAAUCACCUCUAAACCCACCACCACUGCCGCAGCACACACCGACACUUCCAAGGAGCCCACCACCCCCAUGGCACCUACUGAAGAUACUACUCAAAUCAUUACUCAUCCUCCCGGCACCCUGUUGCUCAAUGCCACUAUCCCAGUCACAACCCCCUAUCCAACUACAGUAAGCAGCACGACCUCUCAGAGUCUUUGGCAAAAAUUCCUUUCGCUUUUUGGUUGA
This is a messenger RNA of Propithecus coquereli (Coquerel's sifaka), 576 nucleotides long. RefSeq names its product proline rich, lacrimal 1 (gene OPRPN). Bases 1 to 576 code for a protein of 191 amino acids. The transcript has 2 exons. NCBI's taxonomy places the organism in Eukaryota, Metazoa, Chordata, Mammalia, Primates, Indriidae. Gene Ontology annotation, biological process: regulation of sensory perception of pain. The record is from RefSeq and is a predicted model, not a curated record. Gene Ontology annotation, molecular function: endopeptidase inhibitor activity.